Molecule: messenger RNA, 675 nt
Organism: Carassius gibelio (silver crucian carp)
Lineage: Eukaryota; Metazoa; Chordata; Actinopteri; Cypriniformes; Cyprinidae
Exons: 2
Coding region: 22-675 (217 amino acids)
Molecular function (GO): DNA binding
Source: RefSeq, a predicted model, not a curated record
ACAUUAAUAGAAUAGAUAGAAAUGGAGGCUCCACAGAAGAGAUGCCGUAAAUCUGUGGUGUGGGAGCAUUUCCAUUUGGAAACCCCAAAUAAAGUGAGAUGUAUGUAUUGUGAUAGGCAGCUAGCCUACUUCAACAAUACAUCAUCCAUGAUGCGCCAUUUGAGGAGCACUCAUCCUGCCAUUUUGCAGUGUGCAGAGGAUGGUAACAUUCCCCCUGUACCUAGGCCUGCUACUGACACUGCUGGGCCAUCUAAACAAGGCAGACAGAGGGAAUUGGAUGAGGCUCUUGUAGACAUGGUGGUAAAGGAUUUGCAGCCCUUCACUAUCGUGGAGGAUGAGGGUUUCAUGGCUUUUGUGAACAAACUUGAUCCAAGCUAUGUCCUCCCAUCCCGGAAGGCACUUAAAACGAUGGUAACCGAAAGGUACAACAUUUCUAAGGAGAAGACAAUGGAGGACCUAAAAAAGGCAGAUUUUGUUAGCCUUACAGCUGACAUGUGGUCCUCCAUUAAUAUGGACGGAUACCUUGGUGUUACUUGCCACUACAUAACACCAGAGGCAAAGCUGGCAACUGUUGUACUGGGUGUAAGGAGGUUUUACCAAACACACACAGCCCAGCAUAUCAUGGAGGCUAAAGCUUUGCUAAUGGCCGAGUGGGGAAUAACCACCAAAGUUUAG